Nelumbo nucifera (sacred lotus) is the source of this 1558-nucleotide messenger RNA. RefSeq lists its product as uncharacterized. Gene Ontology annotation, biological process: response to auxin. The record is from RefSeq and is a predicted model, not a curated record. Lineage: Eukaryota; Viridiplantae; Streptophyta; Magnoliopsida; Proteales; Nelumbonaceae.
UACAGAAAUAUAAUAUAACAAUCAAAGUUCAGAACCUCAAGCAUCCCAACUUCUAUAAAUCUCCAAACCACCUACUACUACUAGCCAUCGAACAAGGGAAAAACUAAAAGCUAACACUCAGUCUUCCAAAUUUUCCAUGGAUUCCAAGAAGUCCAACAAGAUCAGUGAUAUAGUUAGGCUUCAACAGCUCCUCAAGAAGUGGAAGAAGCUAGCAAAUGCACCAAAGAAUAGCAGCAAGAGCAACAGCUGCAACACCACAUCCAGCACCAACGGCAGUGGCAGCAAGAGCAUCAAAUUUCUGAAGAAGACGCUCUCUUUCUCCGAGAGCUCACUCUCAACACUCUCAGGUGACACCGUUCCAAAAGGAUUCCUUGCUGUUUGCGUAGGAGAGGAGAUGAAGAGAUUCAUAAUCCCAACAGAGUAUUUGAGUCAUAGAGCUUUUGGGAUCUUACUGAGAGAAGCAGAAGAGGAAUUUGGAUUCCAACAGGAAGGAGUAUUGAGGAUUCCCUGCGAAGUCUCCGUCUUUGAGAAGAUCUUGAAGGUGGUGCAGGAUAAGAAGGAAGUUUUCUUCAUUAAUGAACAUGGAUUUGGAGGAGAGAGUUGCUCAUCAGAGGCCGAUCUAGCUCAAUCUCACCAUCCUCAGAAACCAAUGUGUAGAUAACUUUUCAUUUUUCUUUUCUUUUUUCCCUUAAAACUUCUUUUUUUUUCUUGAGGCAAUGUAAGAGAAGAGAAGAAUCUUAAAUGAAUAAUGUAGACUUCUGGUAGCAGAGACAGAGUUACUACUUGGAAAUUAAUCAAGGAUCCAAAAGUUCUUCUGUCCUCUAUUUCUAAUCGUAACUUUUGGAAGAUUUAGAACAUCACAUCAAAUGAUAUCUUAUGCCAACUUUUUCCAACUCAUAAUUUGCUUGUAUCAAUGAUUGGUCUUUCCUUUCUUCUAAUACUUUUGGCUGAAGUUUUGGGUAGUUGAGAUCCCUUGUUUGUUCAAGCCUAGUUGUCUGUGUGUACCGGGCAAGUGAAAACAUAUGCAUGUCUAAAUCAAUGUAGCUUCUCUUUUCUUCUCCUUCAAGUCUGUUGGUGGUACAAGUCUCAAUGGCAAAGCUAGACUAAGAGCUAAAGUCUGCAAUUCUUAUGUCAAGAUCAGUUUAAGAGCUUCAAGAGUACCCUAUACCUAUUUAUGGAGGUCAACUUCCAUCCCAGAAGAUUAAACCGUCCUCUUCUCAAACCCAAAUCCUCUCCAAAACAAUUUGGUUAGAUAUUGGAGUUGAAGGGAUCAUCUAACUCUGAACAUAUGAUGCAUAUAUAUCGAGAAUAAUUAGUAAGAUAAAACAAGUGUUAGUGUUGUUUAAUCCAAUCUCUUCAACAGUACCAUCCAAUGUCCUCCCAUAAAGAAAUUGAAGUAUGUUUAUCAUAGUUUAAUAUGAGAUUAUUAAUAUAAUUAAUGCAGUCUUUCGUGUUAAGCUAAAGGAAUCAUUCUAAUAAUGCAGCAUUAAACUAAAGAGGCUAACAUUAUUGUAGAUUAAUAUAUUUAUCCUUCACAUCACAUGUAAACUCCAUGUUU